CGUCAUGAAUAGUGGUGAGCGGCGGGUGAAACACAGCGCCCUCUGUCUGCUGCCGUUACCGAAACUUUUUCACUUGUUGAAAUGGAGAAGAGAUCGGAUAACAGCACUGGACAUCUUUACGAGCAGGAUGAAAAAAGCGAGUUACUUCCACCGCAUGUGGAGCAUACUAAGGGUGGCACGAGCUCCAAGACGUCUGCCUCGUUCAAUUUCAUUAACUCCAUCCUUGGAUCAGGGCUUAUAGGCCUACCAUUCUCAAUGGCUCAGGCUGGCCUGCCUCUGGGACUGCUGCUGCUUUUUCUAGUUGCAUUCAUUACAGACUUCUCAAUCAUCUUAUUAAUAAAAGGGGGAAACUUGUCAGGGACACACAGUUACCAAUCUCUUGUAUACAACACUUUCGGCUUUGUUGGAUAUGUCAUUUUGUCAGUCCUCCAGUUCCUCUACCCAUUCAUUGCUAUGAUAAGUUACAACAUCAUCACUGGAGACACUAUGACAAAAGUGUUUCAGGGACUACCAGGAGUUGGUCCUGGUCACAUUCUGGCAGAGAGGCAGUUUGUCAUUUUGGCUUCUACCCUCCUCUUCACAAUUCCUCUCUCACUGUUUAGAAACAUGGAAAGACUUGGCAAGGUCUCAUUAGUGUCCAUGCUGUUAACUCUGGCCAUCAUUGUCAUAGUAGCUGUGAGGGCUGUCACACUGGGACCACAGAUCCCCCCCUCUAAGGAUGCGUGGGUGUUUGCACAGUGGAACGCAAUUCAAGCAGUUGGUGUCAUGUCUUUUGCCUUUAUCUGCCACCACAACUCCUUCAUGAUCUAUGGGUCGCUUAAGGAGCCCAGUUUAAAUAAUUGGUCCCGGAUCACACAUGUGUCUGUGGGCUCAGCUGCUCUAGUCAGUGCACUGUUUGCUGCUACUGGCUAUGCUACGUUCACUGGGUACACCCAAGGUGAUAUUUUUGAGAACUACUGCAAAUAUGAUAACUUGGCGACAUUUGGUCGAUUCUGCUAUGGACUCAGUAUAAUCACCACCUUCCCUUUGGAGUGCUUUGUGACCAGAGAGGUGGUGUCAAAUGUCUUUUUUAAUGGACUACUUAGCAGCACAUCCCACAUCGUGGUUACCUUGGUGAUAAUAUUAGCGGCUGCAGCAAUAUCCCUUUCAUACGACUGUCUUGGUGUUGUGCUGGAGUUGAAUGGCGUUCUAUGUGCCACGCCACUGAUCUUCAUAAUUCCCUCAGCCUGUUUCCUGAAACUCUCCAGUGGGCGAUGCUUUCAGAUGAAGAAACUUAUGCCAUUACUUAUUCUUAUUGCUGGAGUUUUUGUUAUGAUUGUUGGCCUGAUUAUGACAGGAUUGUCUCCUCAAGACUGUUCACAUGGAGUGGAGAUGUUUUACUGCACAGAAAUGAACUCCUCUUCUUCACUAACUAUGACUCCAGCUAGAAGUUCACUUCCGAUUAUAAAUUCCACUCAGAACAUUAGCAUUUUUUAAUAAAAUGAAAUACAAUUUCGAA
Messenger RNA from Silurus meridionalis, 1498 nucleotides. It is a transcript of the gene slc38a11, whose product is annotated as solute carrier family 38 member 11. Gene Ontology annotation, molecular function: amino acid transmembrane transporter activity. Gene Ontology annotation, biological process: amino acid transmembrane transport. Bases 82 to 1476 code for a protein of 464 amino acids. The record is from RefSeq and is a predicted model, not a curated record. The transcript has 12 exons. NCBI's taxonomy places the organism in Eukaryota, Metazoa, Chordata, Actinopteri, Siluriformes, Siluridae.